Molecule: messenger RNA, 1806 nt
Organism: Syngnathoides biaculeatus (alligator pipefish)
Lineage: Eukaryota; Metazoa; Chordata; Actinopteri; Syngnathiformes; Syngnathidae
Gene: slc75a1
Product: major facilitator superfamily domain containing 10
Exons: 13
Coding region: 149-1492 (447 amino acids)
Biological process (GO): transmembrane transport
Cellular component (GO): brush border membrane
Molecular function (GO): transmembrane transporter activity
Source: RefSeq, a predicted model, not a curated record
GUGUCGCCCGAAAGUAAAACCGACGGCGCUUCCUGGUGCGGAGUUUCCUCAUCAUAAAAGACAGGGGGACACGGGGAAACUCCAAAAGUUAAGCUCGGGUCGGGCCACGGAAGCGGUUGUCGUCAUUUUACGUCGAUAGUCGUGAAGAAUGUCAGAGAAAAGCAAAACGUCCAAGGACGUGUCCCCGUCCUCAUCAAGGGUGAUCUGCGUGGUCUUCGUCCUUCUGCUGCUGGACCUGCUCGGGUUCACCCUCAUCUUACCUCUGCUGCCCUCCAUCCUGGACCACUACGCAAACGCAGAGGAUGCCACCUAUCAAUCGCUCCAGAGCGCCUUGGAUGUCUUCAGAGAGCUGCUUGGCAUUCCCAUGGAAAAGAAGUACAACUGCGUCCUAUUCGGAGGUUUGAUCGGCUCAGUUUUUUCCUUGCUGCAGUUCUUGUCAUCUCCAAUCACUGGCGCUCUGUCGGAUUGCUAUGGCAGGCGACCUUUACUCCUACUUACUACAGUGGGGAUCACGUCUUCCUAUGUGGUCUGGGCUUUGUCCCAGAGCUUUGCCAUGUUUCUUUUGUUCCGGGUAAUUGCGGGCAUGUGCAAGGGCAACGUCAGCCUCUGCACUGCCAUCGUGGCUGACUUGGCUGACCCCAAAGCUCGGAACCGUGGGAUGGCCAUGAUUGGUUUGGCCUUCUCGGUGGGCUUCACCGUAGGACCUCUGAUAGGGGCAUACUUGGGCGUGACUUCCAAAACCGCCGGACACGUCUUUUUCCAGACGCCAGCGUUGCUGGCAUUGGCCUUCAGUGUCGCUGACCUUAUUUUUAUUUGGCUCAUGCUGCCCGAAACGCUUACAGAGCAUGCCAAGGGUUCCAAUUCUGGGUUUGGGCACUUUCGAGACCUGCUCAGCCCUUUGGCAUUGUUCAGCUUUUCUGCUGUCACAAGAACCAAAGAUCCACCCUCAGAAACAAGAAUGCAGAGGCUCAAAGUGUUGGGCUGUGUUUAUUUCUGCUACCUCUUCCUGUUCUCUGGCCUGGAGUUCACGCUGAGUUUCCUCACGCACCAACGCUUCCACUUCACUAGCAUGCAGCAGGGUAAGAUGUUCUUCUUCAUCGGCGUGACCAUGGCGUCCAUCCAGGGAGGAUAUGCACGCCGAAUCAAAUCAGGACAACAUGUCAAAGCUGUCCGCAUGGCCAUCGCCGCCCUGAUCCCAGCAUUUAUUCUCAUUGGACUUUCUUGGAACAUCACCAUGCUUUACGUGGGCUUGGCGCUCUAUUCCUUUGCGGCAGCAGUUGUGGUCCCAUCCCUCACAACGCUUGUCUCUGAACAUGGCACAGCUAGUCAGAAAGGCACAGUGAUGGGCAUCUUGCGAAGUCAAGGCGCCCUGGCCAGAGCUCUGGGGCCUGUAGUUUCUUCCUCUGUUUACUGGCUAGCCGGAGCACUAAUCUGCUACCUUGUCACGUCGAUCUCCUUUGUGGUACCUCUGAUUCUGCUGAGCACAGCCUGAUGACAGCCCAUACUACUCAUUUUGGUUCAUUUUGACACUAUGGAUGUCUUUGUGUUUACUCAUUUGUGAGGGAGUUCACACAAGAUGCGAGAACAAGUCCAGCAAUAGGAGAAGAGAGUGUGUGUGUGUGUGUGUGUGUGCGUGCGUUAAGGUUUUAUACUGUAAUAUUUUUGUCACUUUAAAGAACAAGCAUACUGUUUAGUUGCCUUUAAAGUCUAUUUUCUUAUUAAAAUGAGAGAGCAUUUGUCUGCUUAAAGAAAUGUAUACUUUUUACUGUAAAAUGUAUCUCAUGUAACUAUACUGUAUUUAAAUCU